Messenger RNA from Ambispora leptoticha, 734 nucleotides. NCBI's taxonomy places the organism in Eukaryota, Fungi, Glomeromycota, Glomeromycetes, Archaeosporales, Ambisporaceae. The record is from the annotation of a GenBank genome assembly.
AUGUGGCUAGUUCUGAAGCAUCAACUAUUGUAGUUCCUCAGUCCAAAUCAAAAAGCUUUCAUAAAUUAUUUAAAGUAAUUAGAAAAUUAGAAGGUGACGUUACAGUUCUAUCUGUAAGAAUGGUGAAAAGAGAUCUAUUAGUACAAUACUUAGUAUUAAAAGUCUUGUUAAAGGACUUCGGUAUUACUAGCAAAAUACUUGGUAUAAUACUUGACAAUGCUUCUAAUAACAAUACAUUUAUUGAAGCAUUUGAAUUAUAUUUUACAGAUAUUAGUAGUUCUUUCACUAAGCGGCAAGCACCAAACCAAGAAAAUGAAGAUCUUAAUAUUUUGGACCAAGCAAACACCUCUAAUACUUCUCAUAUCUCAACAAUUAAAAAACUUCAUAAGCUUAUCACAAAGCUUCAGCAUUUACCCCAAUCAUUUAAUUUAAUUAUGAAUGAUCUUAAAGAAAUGCUGGAAAAAGGGUUGUCAUCAGUAAUUAAUGAAGCUAUUGAAGCAGCACUUGAGAAAUUAAAAGUUUAUUAUGCCAAAAGUGAUAGCCCUAUCUAUGCAGUAACAACCUUAUUAGAUCCAAGAUUUAAAAAAGCACAUUACGAACACGAUUACCUUGCUAUACCUACAACUAGUGCACCGUCUGAAAGACUAUUCUCAAAAGAUUCAAACAUGGAUACUAAAAAGCAUGGAUCGCUAAAUCCAGAAACAAUUCAAAAAGCAAUUGCACUUUGUGAUUGA